GCUUGCUACCAACUACAAUGCCUCAUAAACCUGCCUUGCGUCACUUUUUGUACCUAGAAACUGUCGCAAAAGACAGCGGCUCACUACUAUGGCCAAAAACCACCACUUCACUAUAGGGUGGAUCUGUCCGCUCUCGCUCGAGCAGGAGGCCGCAAGGCUGGUGCUGGACGAAGAGUAUCCGCAAGAGGAAGUCCAGUACCAGAACGUAUACUACCUGGGCGGCCGAAUUGGAAAACACAAGGUUGUCAUGGGAGUGCAGCGAGGGAUAGGACUUGAAUAUGCGACGUCCCUUGCUGAGAGGAUGCGCGCCGGCUUUCCUAACAUCAAAUACUUCCUCCUUGUCGGCAUCGCUGGCGGCGUGCCUCGCUACGGGCCAGCUGGUGCAGGAAAAAAUAUCGUGCUUGGAGACGUGGUGGUCAGCUCCCCUCGAGGCAACCAUGGCGGGGUGUUGCAGUACGACAAAGGCGCAUGGGAGGGUCAAGGGCGACUGAACUAUCGCGGACACAUUAACAGCGUUCCUGGCGACCUUUUAGCUGCAGUCAACAACUUCCGCGCGGAGGGCUGGUCUAAGACAAACAUUGCAGAGGUCCUGGGGCAGAUGCGGGGCAAGCUGGACGAUGAGCGAGAGCACCAGUACGACGACCCAGGCGCCGACGCCGACCGGCUCUUCCAGGACACUUACAAGCAUCAAGGCACAGAGUCUGAAGACUGCAGUGCACACUGCGACGCAAAGUACAUCGUCUCACGUUCUGCUCGCGGAGAGGGAGCUAAGCGAUCGGUCGACAAGCCGUACGUUCACUUCGGCAACAUUGCAUCCAGCAACCAGCUGCAGAUAUCUGCCGUCGAGCGCAACAGAGUGCAGCAAGAGCAUGAAGCCAUCUGCUUUGAGAUGGAAGCAGCAGGAGUGAUGCACGAGUAUCCGUGCGUCGUCGUUCGGGGCAUCUGCGACUAUGCAGACUCGCACAAGAACAAGGGCUGGCAGAACUACGCGGCAGCUACCGCGGCAGCGUACGCUAAAGGGCUGUUGUCUAGGAUUCCGGCUAUAGAUGCUACAAGUAGUGCGCGGGCUAAAGAACAGCCUCUACCUCAGCAAACUGCAAGCACGCAGAACAACACCUUCGGCAACAGCAGUGACAGCAUCCAGGCCGGAAUCAUCAACGGUAACAUCCAGUUUGGGCGACGUUGAGUUUUGGGGUUGCAGCUCGUGGCAAAGUAACGAUAUAUAUCAAUACCUGAGAUACUCUUGAAACACUCUGAGAUGCAAUACUUUAAUGCAGUGCGGCAAGGCUUUAGAUAAAAGCCGAGUGCAGGCCUGGCGGCGUGAUCGGGACGAGGACGCAAAAUAACUUGACUCCAGCCGUGGACUUCGCGAGUGACGG
Didymella exigua CBS 183.55 is the source of this 1379-nucleotide messenger RNA. Its product is annotated as purine and uridine phosphorylase. The record is from RefSeq and is a predicted model, not a curated record. Gene Ontology annotation, biological process: nucleoside metabolic process. Gene Ontology annotation, molecular function: catalytic activity. The transcript has a single exon. The coding region runs from base 89 to 1186 and encodes 365 amino acids. NCBI's taxonomy places the organism in Eukaryota, Fungi, Ascomycota, Dothideomycetes, Pleosporales, Didymellaceae.